AUGCUCGCCAUAUCCACUCGACUACGCCGCGCCACUCGCUGGCCAGCCUUGCGCGUUUCGACCAGGCCUGCCCAACGCAGUACUAUUGCACCACUUCCUCCUGUUAUUAACCGCUCGUUUGCCCAAGUGACGUUCACCUUUGUUGACGGGGAAGGGGCGAGCACGACCGUGACGGCCAACGAGGGCCAAUCGCUGCUAGAUGUGGCCCAUGAGCACGACGUGGAGCUCGAGGGCGCUUGUGGCGGGGAACUCGCGUGUUCCACGUGUCAUUUGGUGUUUGAGAAGCGCAUUUUCGACGAGCUACCGGAGAUGAGCGAGGAGGAGGAGGAUAUGCUGGACCUGGCGUGGGGUCUCACGGACACGUCACGAUUGGGCUGCCAGAUCAAAGUGACAAGAGCUAUGGAAGGCGUGACAGUGCAGAUCCCAGAGGAGACGGAUAACCUCAUGUAG
This is a messenger RNA of Peronospora matthiolae, 450 nucleotides long. Lineage: Eukaryota; Oomycota; Peronosporomycetes; Peronosporales; Peronosporaceae. The record is from the annotation of a GenBank genome assembly.